GAAAAACUUGAUAUACAAUUCCGGAUUUGCAAAACUGAGGGCAGUCUUUCUAGAGUACUUAGCGUGUGCGGUCGUUUAUAAUAAUGGCGGACCUUAAAUCGAGUUUAUUUGCUUUCUUUCUAAUUUGCUUUUGUUGUUGUAAUGUAUUCACAGUAGCUUAUCGUCAUUAUUGUAAAGAAAAUCGCAGUUAUGGACAAUGUGAAUUGUAUGAAAACUGUGCAACGCUGCGGGGAAUUCCAUUAACCGAUGAAAUGAGAAAUAACACAGAUUGCGCAAAAUCCGGACUUAGUGGUGACGUUGUCUGCUGUUUACGAAGAAAUAGUAUAAGAAUUAGAACCACGACACCUGCAACAAUCCGAACAACAACUAGAAGAAUAGUUUACACAACACCCACGACACCAGCAACAACACGAACAACAACUAGAAGAGUCUAUACAGCACCCACGACACCUGCAUCAAUACUGGAAAAGGAAUACAUAAAUCCGCGUGGACUCGCUUUACUCAAUCAAAACAAAUGUGGGAGUUUAAAUAAUGAUCGCGUGGCUAAUGGCAUUGAUGCUAAACUGGGCGAAUACCCGUGGACUGCUUUGCUACUCUAUGCGGAAAAGAAACCACUGUGUGGUGGUUCCGUUAUAACCGAUCGAUUUGUUUUGACAGCUGGCCACUGCAUUCGAGACGAUUUACAAUUAGUGCGUUUAGGCGAACAUGAUUUGUCAACCGAAUUAGAUUGCUCAGCAGCGAUUUGUCAAAGAUGUGAUGAAUUUGGUAUAGAUCCACAACAGAAACCAUUUAUACAUCCCGACUACGAUGACUCGACCAAAUACAAAGAUCUUGCUUUGAUAAAACUUGGUAGGGCUAUAGAUUUUCAAGCUUACAAUAAUAUAAAACCAAUUUGUUUGUCAAUAACACCAAGUGAUUGUAAUGUGUCACCAAGAGAUAUCCUAGUGUUAGCUGGAUGGGGACUAACAAAUGACGGAAGCCAGGCUCAAAUUCUUCAGAAGGGUAUUCUCAGACCUGAAACAUUAGAUGUUUGCCAAGGCUUUUACCCAUAUCAUACGAUUGACAGUUCAAAGCUUUGUAUUAAGUCUGGUAGAAACCAUACCGCAUCUUGUCAAGGCGAUUCUGGUAGUCCAAUAUUUUGGAAAACCAAAUACCCUAUAGGCAGAUUCUGGGGAUGGCAUUAUACACAAAUUGGUUUGGUAUCUCUUGGUUUUGGUGGUAGAUGUGGCGGUUUAACAUCAGUGCCAUUUAUAUUCGAAAAUGUCACAGAUUCCUUGGCAUGGAUAACCAAUACUAUUCUAAAAUGAAGGCAUCCGUAAUAAAGUAUUUAAAGUAUAUAGGUCAUACUAAAAUAAAUAAUUUGUCUAAUCUUGACGUAAAUUAUAAA
Zeugodacus cucurbitae (melon fly) is the source of this 1387-nucleotide messenger RNA. Its product is annotated as serine protease grass. The transcript has 6 exons. Gene Ontology annotation, molecular function: serine-type endopeptidase activity. NCBI's taxonomy places the organism in Eukaryota, Metazoa, Arthropoda, Insecta, Diptera, Tephritidae. Bases 84 to 1307 code for a protein of 407 amino acids. Gene Ontology annotation, biological process: proteolysis. The record is from RefSeq and is a predicted model, not a curated record.